Messenger RNA from Callithrix jacchus (white-tufted-ear marmoset), 1864 nucleotides. NCBI's taxonomy places the organism in Eukaryota, Metazoa, Chordata, Mammalia, Primates, Cebidae. The record is from RefSeq and is a predicted model, not a curated record.
AUGUCUUCUCUGCAGAGAGGGAUUAAAAGCAAGAUCCACUGCCGCUCCCGGACGCUGUCCCUGGAAUUGACAGUUGGCUUCCUGCAGUUUUCCCCAUCUGAGGGAAACAGAAUCCCUCAGGCAAGAUCAGCACAGAUGGACCCCAACACGCUCUCCAUGGAACAGGGGAAGGAGUUCUUAAAGAAGUGUGGGAUCCCACAAAGAGAUAUUGAUUUGAUGACAGAGAAAUGGGUUGUUCUCGCCUCUGUGGAGGUUCUUCUGCGAUUUCCUCUGAGGUCAGGAGAGGAUCCAACCGCCCGCUGUGUCUCCAAUAAAAGAUGCCAGCCUUCCGUGGACCGGCCAUCCACAGUUUCACAGAGAUGUGGAUACCGAGAGGAGAGGAAACCCAACAACCAAUUAAUGAAGAAGACUGAUCGGAAAGUCAAGGACCUGCCACAGGUGGCAGGUGAUUCCAUCCGUCAUCAGGCUCAGAGGCCCAGGACAGCCAAGAACCCACAGAAGCAGCAGAGGAAACCCGUGCGGCCAAGGGCUCCCCCAGCAGACGAGAAGGAAUCCAGGGUGAAAUGCAAGAACUGUGGGGCCUUUGGGCACUCAGCCAGGAGCACAACCUGCCCCAUGAGGAGGUGGAGUGGGGCCCUUCCUCUGCAGCCCCUGGGCUCAUGCAAGGAGGGGGAGAAACUGAAGCCAGCAAAGCCUCAGCUACCCCAGGCUCCAGGGCCCUUUCUGAGGGAUGACAGAGAAAAGGAGCAAGGUUCAAGGCCCCAGCAGCAGCAGCAGCAGACCAAAGCUCCCACGAAGACACUUCCCAGGAAGCCCCAAGAGAAAGUGCAGGGAGCCUGGGAGGAGCCAGAGGAAGCCCAUUGGUACCUGAGGCACCCUACCAUGCCACUGCCGGUGCACAAUACCAAGAAGAGAUCUGUCCAGGGCCCUGGGCCCACAGGUCCGCCGCCUCUCAUCAAGACACCCGGGACGAGAUUAAGCAAACAACCAGAACUGAGCAGCUGUGGACCCACCAAGCGACAUGUUGGGGACAUUACUGCCUUCCAGCUCCCUGCUGUGACAAGUUCCCACCAAGUCUCCGCUCUCAGCGCCAGGCCACCAGCCAACAGGCCUGAAGUGUCCUCCCACGGUGCUCUCCAGCCUGCCAUGAAGACAUUUGCCCUGGGUCCUGGCCUUAAAUCCCAGGCAGAAGGUAGGCCCAAUGCAAAUGCAAAACCCAGAGCACAGCAUGUCAGACAAAAGUGUGGCCAAGAAUCCAGAACCCAGGCAGCAGGCAAGAAGCGUGUCCAGGUCCCCAUCCAGACUCCCCAGAACCCCACAAAGAAAGCAAGACUCGGCUCCUUCCCGACCCCCACACUGAGAACUCAGCUCCCUGAUGUGGGCGCUGUGCAGCCUCUCCAGCUUCACCCCGUGGCAACUGGACUCGGACCCAAACAGGCACCCAAGGCCACCACAAAGACAGGAGCCACUAAGACAGCAACUGAACACCCCAGAGUCAACCUCCAGUCCCCCGCAGCCAGCUCACCUUUCCUGGGCCCAGCCCAGGGCUGCCCCAUCCUCCAGCCUGGACCUCCCAUUCCUGUUCCAGGGAGGCCUGGCAGUGUCACUUUCAUGAGAGGGGGCCAGGGACAGGAGAGCUCCAGGUUCAGAAUGCCCCCCACAUCCUGCCCUCCCGAGGACUGGACUUCUGGUCAGAGCUCUCACUUCUCAAAGGAGUCUGAGGGUCAGGGUCCCCAGGUCACAAGGAGUGUCCUCUAUGAGGACCUCCAGAUCUCUUCCUCCUCUGAGGACAGUGACAGUGACUGACACCCCCAAGACAGGAAGACCUGGCCUCAAGCCCAUAUGACUUGGGAGUGGCUGAAAG